Molecule: messenger RNA, 1125 nt
Organism: Pseudomyrmex gracilis
Lineage: Eukaryota; Metazoa; Arthropoda; Insecta; Hymenoptera; Formicidae
Product: farnesol dehydrogenase-like
Exons: 5
Coding region: 1-753 (250 amino acids)
Source: RefSeq, a predicted model, not a curated record
AUGGAACGUUGGUCGGGAAAAGUCGCGCUUGUCACUGGAGCGAGCGGUAGAAUCGGCGCGGAGAUCGCGCGAACACUCGCGAUAAAAGGAAUGAAGGUUAUCGCCGUCGCGCGACGAGUGGACAAGCUGCAAGAGCUGGCCGCAGAUGUUCAACGAAAAUUCAACGCGAAAUUACAUUUCGUAAAGUGCGAUGUUGAAAAAGAAGAAGAGAUUCUCGAAGUGUUCAAGUGGGCAGAAAAGCAUCUAGGUGGUGUUGACGUUUUAAUUAACAAUGCCGGUAUCAUCUCAUGGGCAUCGCUCUCAGAAGACACCACAGAAAAUUUUCAUCGAAUGAUGAACGUAAAUGCGAUUGCGCCGGCAAUUUGUUCGCGCGAAUUUAUUCAGUCCGUCAAAAAACGGAAAGCGUCCGGUCAUAUCAUUAAUGUAAGCAGUAUAGCAGGACACAUUGCGGAAAUGAUGGAUCUAAGCAUGAGUAUAUAUCCUGCCAGUAAAUAUGCGGUAAGAGGUAUGGCAGCAACCUUACGCGGUGAUUUGGCAAAAGAAAAGUCAGACGUAAAAGUUACGAACAUCAGUCCAGGACCGGUAAAGACGGACUUCUUAGCAAAGUAUGCCAGUGCAGCAAAUCCUACAUUAGAAGAUAAGGAUAUUGCGGAUACGGUCAUCUACAUUCUGAGUAUGCCGCCUCACGUACAGAUAUGGGAUAUAACAAUAAUGCCGUUUCACAACCUAAACGANGAACCACCUUCAUCUUAAUCCUUUUGGUACAGAAAGCGCAAUAAAAAAAUANUUUGUGCUAACAAAUAGAAAAAGCUAACAAGCAAACGAAAACUUUUAAAUAAGCAGACUUGACUUCUGCGCAAUAUCUUUAGUGGCUCGUACAGUCUAUCUCUCCGUUUAAAGUUUAAUUAAGCAAGUGGAUUAUUGCGAAACUGUUAUUGAAAACGCGUUUAUGCGCUUAUCUAAGAGAACAGACUAAAGAGAAUUUAUUCUGACGUAUGCUAAUCUAUACAUCAAAAUAAUUAUGUUAUUUCUAAGCAAAUUUAUAUAUAUAUAUGCCAGCACUANUAACAAGAUUAACUGUAAAAAUAUAUCGCGAUCUUUAUNGGAAAACAAAAAAUAANUGAA